Eupeodes corollae is the source of this 1701-nucleotide messenger RNA. RefSeq lists its product as uncharacterized. Bases 1 to 1701 code for a protein of 566 amino acids. The record is from RefSeq and is a predicted model, not a curated record. Lineage: Eukaryota; Metazoa; Arthropoda; Insecta; Diptera; Syrphidae. The transcript is spliced from 2 exons.
AUGGAAGAAAUUUUCCAAACGUUGCUCAAGCAGAUGCAGGAGCAGCAGCACAAAGACAAUCUGGCCAUGCAAACGUUGGUCUCGCAGCUACUAUCACAGCAGUCAGUAGCAACACCUAACCUAGACAAUGUUAAAGUGGAGAGCAAAAGCCCAGAGUUUAUAAUGGAAGCACUCGCAUCCAACAUUACAGAGUUUUGCUUUGACAUCGAAAACAACCUCACUUUCGACACAUGGUAUGCUCGUUAUGAAGAUCUUUUCGAAAUCGAUGCUUCAAAAUUGGACGAUGCAGCCAAAGUCAGGCUUUUAUUGAGAAAACUCAAUUCCAUCGUUCACAGCAAGUAUAUCAACUACAUUCUGCCAAAGCACCCUCGUGAUCAUACGUUCAAGGAAACUGUGCAGAAGCUCACUCAACUAUUUGGCUUCAAAACAUCACAAUUCAAUCUUAGAUAUAACUGUCUACAGCUCACAAAAGAAUCACAUUGUGAUUUCAUCACAUACGCAGGUAUAGUGAACAAGCAUUGCGAACAGUUCAAGCUAAGAGAUCCAACCCUAGAUCAAUUCAAAUGCUUGAUAUAUGUAAUGGGAAUGAAAUCAGCAUCUGACUUCGAGGUCCGCACCAAAAUGCUAACAAAGUUGGACAGUGAAGGUUCUACCAUUACGUUAGACAUUUUAUCAAGAGAGUGUCAACGUUUAAUCAAUUUAAAAACAGACACAGCACUUAUCGAGAAUGUCAAAACCGAUGCUGUAGUGAACCGACUACACACAACAAACAGCAGUAGCAACAAGUCAAAAGCUAUCCCAAAAUCUCCAUGCUGGUUCUGUGGAAACAUGCAUUUCGCCCGCGAUUGCUCAUAUACAAAACACAAAUGUUUACAAUGUAACAACAUAUGCCAUAAAGAAGGGUACUGCAAUGCGGGGAAAAAGAAGAAAUAUCAAACUCACAAAAACAACAGACCUAAAGCAAAGACGAAUUUAAACAACAACAAAACAUUCAGGCCAGAAUUAAAAAGCAUUUUCAUCUCCAACAAAAUCGAACCAUCACAGAGAAAGUACGUGAGCCUCAACAUAAAUGGUACAAACAUCCACUUGCAGUUGGACACAGCAUCCGAAAUUACAAUAAUAUCAGAGAAAAUCUUCAAAAAUAUUAAUGUUCCACGUGUUGACAAAGUUUCACACACAGCCCGAAGUGCAACCGGCAAAUUACCAUUGUCAGCCCAAUUUGAUUGCAAUGUCAAAUUCAGAACUAGACAGGCAUAUUCUACAUGUUAUGUCACUCCAAUCAAAAAUUUAAACGUAAUGGGGCUCGACUGGAUUAAGGCAUUAAAUCUUGAAGAAAUGUCAAUAAGUACAAUCUGCAAUCAAGUCACAAGAGAAGCUGAAAACAAAAAAAAAGUUUUCAACGAUUCUUUAGGCCUGUGUAACAAAACAAAAGCACACCUGGUGACAAUGCCAAACAUCCAACCAGUUUUACGACCAAAGCGUCCAGUCGCUUAUGCUGUCAAAGAUCUCGUUGAAGCGGAGCUGCAGCGUCUACAAGACACCAAUGUGAUUUCGCCAGUUAACUACUCGGAGUGGGCCGCUCCUAUAGUUGUCAUAAGGAAAUCGAAUGGAAGCAUACGCAUUUGUGCAGAUUUUUCCAGAAAGUCAUCAGUACCGUCUGCCAUUGCCAGAGGAUAUUUUCGCAAGGCUGGCCAAUGCUAG